Molecule: messenger RNA, 840 nt
Organism: Spirometra erinaceieuropaei
Lineage: Eukaryota; Metazoa; Platyhelminthes; Cestoda; Diphyllobothriidea; Diphyllobothriidae
Source: the annotation of a GenBank genome assembly
AUGAUCUUUUCCGCCCGCCAGCUUCAGGAGAAGUGUCAAGAGAUGCAGACCCACCUGUACUCUACUUUCCUGGAUCUGACGAAAACCUACGACACGACGAAUCGCGAAGGCCUUUGGAAAAUCAUGCAGAUAUUCGGCUGUCCCAAACGAUUCACUCAGAUGGUACGACAGCUCCACGAUGGCAUGAUGGCACGCGUCACGGACAACGGAGCUGUCUCAGAAGCAUUCGCAGUGACCAACGGAUUGAAGCAAGGCCGCGUUCUAGAGCCCACCCUCUUCAGUUUCAUGUUCACUGUCAUGCUGAUGGACGCCUACCGUGACGAACGUCCCCGGAUCCGUAUGGUUUACAGGACGGACGGCCACCUCCUCAACCACAGGCGCAUGCACUUCCAGUCGCGUGUAUCCACAACCACCGUCCACGGACUUCUCUUCGUCGGCGACUGCGCCCUCAGCACCACCUCGGAAGGGGACAUGCAAAGGAGCAUGGAUCUCUCCUCCUUCGACUGCGAGAACUUCGAUCUGAUCAUUAUCACGCAGAAGACGCUGGUCAUGCACCAACCGCCACCCAACACAGCCCACAGUGCGCCGCAAUUCACCGUGAACGGAACCCAACUGCAAGUGGUGGAAAACUUAACGUAUCUGGGCAGUACCCUCUCCCGCAGCACAAAAAUCGACGACGGAGUGGCCCGCCGGCUUCCCAAGGCCAGUCAAGCAUUCAGUCGUCUUCAAGACACAGUUUGGAAUCGUCACGGUCUUCAACUACGCGCGAAACUGAAGAUGUAUAAGGCCGUAAUCCUCCCGACGUUGCUGUAUGGAGCAGAGACUGGACGCUGCACAUAA